Molecule: messenger RNA, 1243 nt
Organism: Juglans microcarpa x Juglans regia
Lineage: Eukaryota; Viridiplantae; Streptophyta; Magnoliopsida; Fagales; Juglandaceae
Product: urease-like
Exons: 6
Coding region: 1-1182 (393 amino acids)
Molecular function (GO): nickel cation binding; urease activity
Source: RefSeq, a predicted model, not a curated record
AUGUUUAUGCUCAACCCGGCCGGUCCUCCCCAGUCUGACAUCUCCGGCGGGGUACUCAGGACAUCUCUGGCUUUCUUCGGUGAAAGCAGCAUAAUCCUUAUUCGGAGGACUCAGUUAUUGGUAUUCGAUUCUCAGGUCAAUAGGAACGGGCUAAUCCGGGCAGUGAUCAGCAGUGACGACAAGACUUUGGAGGCUGCUAGUACCCUGGAAAGCAAAGAGAGUAAUGGGUCUUUGUUGACUUCGGGAGGAGGGAUCGAAGUAAGGGCGAUGGUGACUGUGAGGAAGAAAAUGAAGGAGACGAUCACAGAGAAAAUAGAGGACCAGUGGGAGUUCUUUGUCAACGGAUUUGGCCAGGGCAUCGUCAUUCAGCUUAUAAGCGAAGAGCUUGACAUCGGUCAGUGUUUCUUUUCUUUUCUUUUUUUUUUAAAUCCACUUGGCAGCAACCAAGUCAUUUGGUGGAGGUUUUCGGUAAAAAAUGUCUGUGAACCUAGCAUUUUCCUUCUUUGGGACAGUGAAGGUGCUGGUGGUGGUCAUGCUCCAGAUAUCAUUAAAGUAUGUGGUGCAAAACAUAUCCUGCCAUCAUCUACGAACCCCACACGACCUUUUACUUUCAACACUAUAGAUGAGCAUCUUGACAUGCAGAUGGUUUGCCAUCACCUCGAUAAAGAUAUUCCAGAAGACGUUGCAUUUGCUGAAUCAAGGAUAAGGGCCGAAACAAUUGAUGCAGAGGAUAUUUUGCAUGAUAUGGGGGCAAUUAGCAUCAUUGCUUCCGAUGCACAAACUAUGGGUCGCAUUGGAGAGGUGAUUAGCAGAACUUGGCAAACUGCCCACAAGAUGAAGUUACAAAGAGGGUCGAUUGACCCUAGUGGACCAGACAAUGACAAUCUUCGUAUCAAGCGUUACAUUGCUAAAUACACAAUAAAUCCUGCCAUAGCUAAUGGGCUUUUUGAAUAUGUUGGCUCAGUUGAGAUGGGAAAGUUGGCCGAUCUUGUUCUUUGGAAGCCAUCCUUCUUUAGUGCAAAACCAGAAAUGAUAGUAAAAGGUGGUGUAGUUGCGUGGGCUAAUAUGGGCGAUCCAAACGCAAGCAUUCCCACACCUGAACCGGUAAUGAUGAGGCCCAUGUUUGGAGCAUUUGGCAAGGUUGGAAGUGCUCACUCCAUUACUUUUGUCAGCAAGGCAUGAAUCUCUACUUUGCCCUCUCCCCUCUCUCUCUCUUUUUUCCCUCUCUUUCUUUCUUGUAAGU